This is a messenger RNA of Hydatigera taeniaeformis, 993 nucleotides long. The record is from the annotation of a GenBank genome assembly. NCBI's taxonomy places the organism in Eukaryota, Metazoa, Platyhelminthes, Cestoda, Cyclophyllidea, Taeniidae.
AUGGUGAGGAGGGUGGAGCUUUUUCGUUUUACAGUUAUUGGUAGACGUUUCCUUCUUGGAGAUGUCGUUCUUAACCUUAUUGAUCCAAUACCUGAUUAUGGAUCGGGUGUCCAGUUGAUUGGUAUAGGUGAAAUUGGCGCGUACGAUCUUGCAGAUGCGAUGUAUAGGCAGCGUUUCCUUAAAUCUUAUCAUCUCACUGGGAUGCUGGGUCAAGCCUCUUCAAACGGCUUGGCCACAGGCCCCUUGAUGUACCGAUCUCCUUGGCGUCAUAUAACACGACCAAAGUUAGAUCGCAUUCUCGCUUCGAUUGAAUUUAAGGCUCGAUCAGCGUUGAUGCUGCAAGCCGGACUUGUGCCCAACACACACAAGGCCUAUGAGGCUCUCAGCAAUCUUAAUCCUAAGGAAGUGGUCCUGAAGCCGCAUGUUGAGCCUUGCGAAUCUCUACCACCCGAUCACGUUACCCCUUAUUGGGAUAGGAGACCAGAGCCUACACAACCACACUGCCUCCGAUCUAGCCAAGAUCAAAGCUCGCUGCCUCAGUUCCCACCUUCUAUCCAUGGAAUUCGUUGCAUCAACUUCGCACCUCCAUUCUUCACCCUUGGUAUGACUGAAUUUUGUAUACCUCUAAUUCAUCUUACGAUAACGCAGCUCCGUUAUGUCCUUUCAGAAAUUAAGGUUCUCAAUGAAACGGAAGAAUUUCUGACCGACCUAAUGGUCAAUAUUGGAGCUUCACUACGCUCUAGUUGUGUGCUCUCCUGUGCACGACGAAUUCGGCAUGGACUUAUCACCGUCCACGAUAGCCUCCUACUCAAGCAAUGUGUUGUUCCACACUCUCUUUACGAAAGAUUUGUCCAUCUUCGUUCCAAGCCUCCUGAGAGGGAAUUUGCUAAUGAGGACGAGUAUAGACGACACGUCCUUUCCGAACUCAUUGUUGAUGAGGAAACCAACUUGUUUUCUAACUUGGUCAAGUGUACGCCUUGCUACCAAUUUUGA